AUGUGGCCAGGCGGCGCGGCCGGCAAGCUGCCCUGCCCGCGGGACUCGGCGCUGCGGAGGGCGGCGUUCUCCGGGAACCUCUCGGCGCUGCCCUUGCACUUGGCGCCCAGCGGGAGAAGCGUGAGGGUUUUCAUCAGCGCCAAUCCCGAAGAUACAGUAGCAGAAAGAAGUGCAUUACGAGAACAUGUGUAUCCUAAACUACGGGAAUUCUGCAGGGAAAACUACGGACUUGAAUUUCAGGUCAUUGACCUAUACUGGGGAGUGGAACCAGAAGAAUGGGACAGGCCAGAGUUGCAGAAAACUCGUAUGAGGCUCCUAGAAGAUUGCUUGAAAACAUCUGCAGGUCCAUGUUUUGUUGGCCUUUUGGGAGAAAAAUAUGGAAGCAUCCGAAUACCAGGAGAAGUGGAAGCAUCUGAAUUUGAAAUGAUUCUGGAUGCUGCUAUCGAGGCAAAGUUGGAAACAAAGGUUUUGGAAGAGUGGUAUUGCAGAGAUGAAAACUCAGUGCCACCGAUGUAUUACCUCAAACCAAAAUCUGAAAUGCCGAAGAGCAAUCCCAACAUGAUGGAAGCAUCUUCGAACCCUGUCAGUGACAGCAAAUGGCAGGAGAUAUCAGAAGAGAUUAAGAUGAUGAUUAAGACAGCUGUGAAGAUGCUUCAUGAAAAGGGGAAAAUGAAACACAGUCAAGCAAAGAGAUAUCUUUCAUCUGCUAUCGAAGAUGAAUUUGAUUUCGCCUUAGGAAAACAAACCCCAGCUUUCCUAAAGAAGUGCGUUUGCUACAUUCGGAAGAUUGCAAACAUCGAACGUUUUGUUAAAGUUCCAGAGAUGGAGAAAUACAUGGACGUGUUUCAUACGGGUGGGAAGUUUCUGCGGGACCCGGAAGCGCUGGAGAAACUUAUCAAACUCAGGGAUGAAUUUGUUCCUACCAUUGUUGCUUCAUCUAAUUUGAGAGUCUACACCUCUGUUACUCAUUGCGACAUCAAACAUGGUUACACCCAAGAAGUGGAGAACCACUACAUCGAAGGGCUUGGCAAACAGUUCUAUGAAGACAUGGUGGAUAUAAUCCAGGCAACCGUGCAGCAGAAUUUUGACAUAGAGACAGAUUGGCUGUAUGAUGAAGUCCUUCAACAUUCCUCACUAUGUAGAACCUACUCUUCAUUCUAUGAGUACAGAUGUGAUGCUAGGAAUAUUAUGCACAAAUACAUUCUACCUAGGAAAAUGGGCCACAUUAACCCUCUUGUCAUAUAUGGAGGACCAUGCACUGGAAAAACAUUUUUAUUAGCAGAAGUGGCAAAGAAGGCUUAUGCUUGGCUAAAGGAAGAAAUGGGACCAGAAUCUGACCCUGUGGUAGUUAUAAGGUUUUUGGGAUCCACAGAGAUGAGUACAGAUCUUAGGAAUCUCCUUCAAAGUAUUUGUGAGCAGUUAGCAAUUAACUACCGAUGCCUCGUACAAAGCUACCCAAAAAAAAUCCACGGCCUUCGGGACUUGUUUAUAAACCUUUUGAAUGAGUCUUCAUUUCAUAGACCUCUGGUUCUGAUAUUCGAUGCUCUAGAACAGCUUUCGGAUAAUGAUGAUGGUAGAAAGUUAUGGUGGCUCCCUGUUCACCUGCCCCGUUCGGUCCGAAUUAUUUUGUCAACACUGCCGAACAAACAUGGAAUCCUGCAAAAACUGAGGUGCCUUAUACACGACGAUGAUAACUAUAUUGAAUUAACUCCUAGGGACAGGAAGAUGUGUAGCCAAGUUCUCAAGCAGCAGCUGCUCCAAGUCAAGAGAAAAGUAACAUCGGGCCAACAAAUUUAUGUCAAUGAAGCUUUUUCCAAAUGCACACUGCCUAUGUUUGUAAAUCUAACCUUCCGAGAAGUCCGAAACUGGAGAUCUCACAAGGAUGUUGAUGAGUCUUCUCUCUGUGUUACUGUUCACGAUAGCAUAGAACAGAUGUUCUGGUCUCUAGAGAGCAGCUGUGGGCCAAGGCUUUUAUCACGAGCCCUUGGCUACAUCACCAUGUCAAAAUCUGGUCUGAGUGAAAUGGAACUGGAAGACAUUUUAGCACUUGACAACACGGUUAUGUUUGAAUUAAAUGAAAGCAUCAGGCAACAUAACCCUCUGAGGGUACCUUACAUCUACAUUGCGAAGCUGAAAGAAGGACUGACAGGAUACCUGAUAGAAAGGCAAGUAAAGAACGUUACGCUACUAGUGUGGGCAAACAGGCACCUGCAACUUAUAGCCCAAAAGAUGUAUCUUCACAAUGAAGAAGACAUUCAUGAAAUGCAUACCGUGAUGGCAGAGUAUUUUCUGGGUGUUUGGUCAGGAGGCAGAAGGAAAUCUCUUUACAGUGAAGAUCAAUAUCUGAAUGGUUGCCUUGACAGCGACAGCAGGAGCAUGAAUGAUGACGAGAGGCACAUCAUGGACCAGACAAAUUUCGACAGGCAGUCACCUGAUCAGCCUUGGGUAUUCCAGUGCAACCCUUUGGAGCCUGACAUAUUUUUUGUCAACCACAGGAAAAUGACAGAGCUUCUGCACCACCUCACACGAUGUGGGAAAACAGAUGACAUGUUGUAUGGUGUCAUUAUGAACUUCAGCUGGCUGUACACCAUGAUCAAAAUUGGGCAGUUUGACAAAGCCCUCUCUGAUGUGGAGUUGGCCUAUAACUACUCGCAAGAUAAAGAGCUGAAGUUCCUUGCAACCACGCUCCGUGCUAUAAAAUACAAAGUGAUGAAAUACCCAGGCACUCUCUCGGCUGAAUUGCAACAGAGGCUUCUCCCAGUUGCUAGCUCCUUGCCUAAACUGAGGCAGCUUCUUCUGGAAUGUGACAAAGAUGGCCCUAAAUAUUGCUCCAUUGUCCCAUUGCAUUCCUCUAUGGAUGUGACUUAUAGCCCCGAGAGAUUGCCUUUGUCCCCCAGUUGCACUCAAGUGACAGAAAUCCUGCCAACUUUUAAUCCAAAUACGGUCAUUGUGGCUCUAGAAAACGGCUCCAUCAGUACCUGGGAUGUAGAGACCCGCCAGCUACUGAGGCAAAUUACAACAGCUCAGUCAGUCAUCUUGGGCAUGAAGCUUACAAGUGAUGAAAAAUACCUUGUGGUGGCCACAACAAAGAACACACUCUUGAUUUAUGACAACCUAAAUUCCUGCCUUCUGUCUGAGGUAGAGAUUAAGGGAUCAAAACAUGGUGGGGUUGGUGUAGGUUCUAGUUUUAUAAAUGGAUUUACGUUGUCAGUAAACCAUGCACUUUCUUGGCUGGAAGCUAGCAAAGAUGUUACUGUGAUUGAUCUACUUUAUGGCUGGCCACUUUAUCAGUUCCAUUGCUGGUAUGAAGUGACUUGUGUCCAGUGUUCCCCAGAUGGAAUGUAUGCUUUCUGCGGACAGUACUUGAAUACUGCAUCUAUAUUCCAUUUAGGUAGUGGGGACAAGCUGGCCACUGUGACCUCUGAGUUUUCCGGUGGCUUUGUCAAGUUCCUUCUUGUCCUAGAUACAGCUCAAGAAAUGGUGAUGGUGGACAGUGAAGGUGGUCUUUCGAUUUGGAACACUGAGGAUGUCGCCAACCCCCAACUAACAGAUGACUUUGAUUGCAAAAGAGGGGACAGUGAAUUUGUCAGUUUUGAACUGGCUGAAGAUCAAAGUGCAAUUUUAAUAUGUAAGGCCCUCAAUAUAGAACUUCUUGACACAGCCGUGUGGAAAAUAGUUGAAAAGUUUAGAGCUAAACAUAAUGAGCGAUUUGUAUCGGCUGUACUGUCCAAAAAUGGUGACUGUAUUGUUGCUUCUAUUGAAAAUACCUCUGCCAUUUUUGUCUGGAGGAGAGACACAGGGCAGUGCAUGGCCAGCUUACAAGAAAUCUCAGGAAACAUAGUCAGAUUAAUUAAAUCAAACCAUCACAACAUGCUGCUCUCCUUAUCUACCAGUGGUGUCCUUUCUAUAUGGGAUAUAGAUAUCAUAACUGCCAUGUCCAACAUUGACAAAACGGGCAAGCCAAUCCAAAGAUUGAUAUUGUCUGCUCGGGGUGAAGUGAUUUAUACACUCGAUGGGUCUGAAACUAUACAUAAGUGGAAUUUUGGCACGGGGUUCAUUGAAGCUGUAUUUAAGCACGAAAGCAUUGUUGAAAACUGUGUGCUGACUUCCACUGGUGAUCUGAUGAUUACGUCUGAUGAUAAAUGCAGUCAGUAUGUAUGGCACACUGGUUCUGGUGAAAAUCUGUUCCGUAUCAAUGGACAAAAGAUAUGUCAGCUCUUGAUAACACACAACGAUCAGUUUGUUGUCUCCCUCUGUGAGCAAAAUGCAUCAAGAGUUUGGAGACUGGCAACAGGCCACAGAGUUUGCAAUAUUCUUGUAUCCUUACAGAAUGCAUUUAUAACUACCGCUAACACAUUUGUAGUUGGAAUGACAAAAAACAAAGUCUUGGCAGUGAGUUUGUGGACAGGGAGUAUAACCAAGAAGUUCUGUUGCGAUGAUGGCAUUGCCAUCGUUGAUAUUAAACUGAUCCCAGAUUGCCCUGAUAUUGUGGUCUUCAUAACAUCUACUGAGACUGUAAACAUCUGGAGUCUUACUGAAGAAGUAAUUUGUAGACGGGUGCAACUGCCUAACACUUUCUUGAAGACUUUGGAGGAUUUUGAAAUAUCACCCAACGGAAAACUGGGCAUCAUAUCCCGCGGCGACGAGAAUAUCAACGUACUUGAUCUUCACAGUGGCAAACUUCGCGUUGUCCAUGCUUCCGGUAUCAUCUGGAGGCAGAAGCUGUCUCGGGACGGCCGCUACCUUGUGUACAUUUGUUUUCGCACUGGUGAAGAGGAUGAUGAUAAUGGUGCAGUCUCUAUCUUGAUUGUAAUGAGGCUAGCAGAUGGCAAAAACAUCGGUGCUUGUUCCCUUUACAAAACACCAACUUUCCUUGCUCUUUCCCAGAGGCAUUUGAACAUCAUUGUAGGCUUUGAGGAUGGAAGCAUAGGAACUUACACUGUAGUGGAUCGAGUGGAUGCAGCGCUGAAAAUUAAAAUUGCUACUUCAAAUAGCCGACAGAUUUUCAGCAAUGCAACACAAGUGAUUAGACCAAAGUGUCACAAUUAUAAUUUCAAGGUGACAGCAGACUGCAUAUGGAGGGAGUCUACAGAGGUGUUUGCAAGAGACAGUCCCAUCAUGGUGACAGACCCCGAGGCAGGUGAGGCAACUCCAACCAAAAAACACAACUAUUGCUAUGACAAAGUGUGCUCUGCCAUAGAUUGCAGAAGCCACGGGUUCACCCCUGACAAUUGAUCAUAAAUUAAUAAGAAACUAGUUCACCUUUGCACGUAACAAAUCUCUGCUUAUCCCAUUUAUACUUUACUACCAACAAAUCGGGAAAGAGCAAGUUUAAAGCAAGUUUAAUUAGUGGGCUGCAGAGUUUGGGGGAAAAUAUUCAAAUAUAAGGCUUCCUGCAAUGCCUUGAGUGAAAAUUUCUAGCAAUAUCAUUUAUUAUGCCAACCUAAAAUGUUGGAGAAAGAAAACGUUGAAAAGCUUUCUAACAGGAAAUGAAACUACAUUUCAUAUUGGAAUGAGGUGGUUCAAAAAAAAUUAAAUCCAGGUUAGCGUAAGCCUAAAUAUCUGGCUACUUCGAAUUACUAUCAUGCGCAAAAAAUUGAAUUUUAUCCUUCUGAUGGUGCAAAUGACAAUGUCACAUGUCAUCCUGGAUGCAUUCUGUAAGCUUUUGAAACUAUUUGUAUUAUGGGGAAAAUGGGGGCAAGCACAAUUCGGUCAGUAAACAGAACUCCAGGGUCCUGCUGAUUUCACUCGGGUCAAAUGCUUUAUAGGAAUCACUCCCACUAAAAUCAGUGAGACUUCACGUUGCUUGAAUUGUGCCCAUUGUACAGAAAGAAUAGAGAAGCUGAGCAUUGUGUCCAGUACUAGUAAUACACACAGUAAACCCAUUAAAACUAAUGGACAUAGGUCCAUUAAUUUCAGUGGGUCUGCUCUGAGUGCAGCUUUGGUUGGCUACAACCCUGAUAACCUACAAAUCAAAAAUAGGCACAUGUGACACAAUAAAUCAGUCAUAAUAACAACCUGAAAAGUUACAAAAUUUCUAUGUCUGGACUUCUAUUCAAGUUUUUCUAUUACAAAUCAUAGGAACUGCUAGAUCAUGUAAGAAAGGAACUUAACUCCUGAAAUUGUGUUGUUUUCUGUCUCUUUCACACUGUAUUUUAGUACUGUGUAUAAAAUAACAUUUUCAAUGAAAAAGGGCAUUAAGGAUAAAGAGUCAAACCCACCCACCCCGUUCCAUUACAUCUUUUGUUGUCAAAAAACGGUAUCAUUCGUUCUGUUGUCCCAAAUAUUCCACUCCUUGCAGAAAUCUGAACAGGAAGCAUUCAGAAAUGCUGUGUGUUCCUCUUGAUUCUCGUGGUGUUUGCCUUACUAUCAUUCCUGAUUCUUCCCUGUGUGAAACACAGAUCAGAUGACCAAAUACUCUGGGACUAACAUUAUGCUUGUGUAUGUGCUGGGGGGGCGGGGGGAGACACGGGAUUCUGGCUGCCCCAAAGGGUUCUUUUCUGUUCGACUUUCUAAUGAAUUUCUUACUUCUAUAUACAGUAUUUAUGCCUCUUCACUUCCUGCUGUAGGACUGUUCAUGGCCUUUUUAUAGAACUUUAUCAAUUUCAAGGCAGAAGUUGUGGGAUACCCUUCUUUUGUCUGAUUGCUCAGCUCGCUCAGUUGAACCCAGUAAUGAGCUACAUACAUUCUGACACCCCAAAUCCACAGCUCUAUUAAGGAAAAAGUACUUGGAAUGUAGUGGCUAGUUUUUCGCACUUCUUAUGGGAGAUGCAAGCUACAUGAGCCGCCUAAGCCUGAAUGGCUUGUGUGUGUGCUUGUGUGUGAGAGUGGGGGCCUCAUCCAGGCCUAAUCACAGCUCAUAUGUAUUUUAAAGUGAGAGAGCUAAAUAACACACACAUGAGCCAUUCCUGCCAGGCAGCAUUUUGUAGUAGAAUAUCCAUCUCUACAUAUCAAAUAACCCAGUGGGGAGCAGCCCUGGGUGCUGAGUCCCACAAGCAUUUGUGUCACUAAUUAACCACAACCACAGAUUCAUCACUGGCAGACCAUUUGUGUCUCCCACUCAACGACAACUCAAACUUAGUAUUUCUCAAUUCAGAUACUUCACACAUUCCACCGAGAUUCAUCAAGUGCUGAAUUAUGAAGUGAAUGUACAUGCAAGUGAGAACCAGCCCAACGAUUUUGCUGCAGGUGCUUAUAUGAUAAGCAAUAACACCAGUACAAUGUUCAGCAAACUGAAACACAAAGUUAGCAUUACAGGGGCAUUGAGUUGGUGUAAAUAGCAGAUCAAUGGGGCCAAGAAUUUAGGAUCAGGGUGUCUGUUAUAUGCAGUUUAAUGGAGCUGUGAAGUGGUCAGAGGUUUGUUUUCCUUACUGCUUAACUUAAAUGUGGCAUGUCCUUGGCACAUGUUUCAAAGGAUGUGAAUGAAACCGAUUUGCUUGUAUUCUUAGAUGUUGAAAAUUGAACUCUGGCACUACUCCGGAGUAGGGUACCUAUUUGUUUAGGCUGGAGUCUGCCCUAAUUACAUAUAAAAUGGCUGAAAGUGGCUUAAUUCUUUAUUUUUUUAAAAAAAAAAGUAAAAGGGUUUCAGGAGUGGAGGUGCUAAACCUUUGCUCCCAACAACUACUGGUAUUUCCCCAGUG
This is a messenger RNA of Zootoca vivipara (common lizard), 7640 nucleotides long. It is a transcript of the gene NWD2, whose product is annotated as NACHT and WD repeat domain containing 2. Gene Ontology annotation, molecular function: protein binding. The record is from RefSeq and is a predicted model, not a curated record. Lineage: Eukaryota; Metazoa; Chordata; Lepidosauria; Squamata; Lacertidae.